This is a messenger RNA of Cotesia congregata, 1575 nucleotides long. The record is from the annotation of a GenBank genome assembly. Lineage: Eukaryota; Metazoa; Arthropoda; Insecta; Hymenoptera; Braconidae.
AUGUUUACGCGCCAGAUGGCUGUCUUAGUCGAAAAUGAUGGAAUAUAUUCAGCAAGAGUAAUUUACAACCGUAAAAGUGGAUACCGCGUAGAUUUUUGGGGUCAAAACAACGACCUGGCAAGCCUACCAAUGGGAUCAGCACGCGCGUAUUUCAAGCACCGAACCCACCAAACAGGCUGGUCGAUUUUAGAAAUCGAAACAUCACCGAGCUUUCCAGAUGAGAUCCAAGCUUAUUCAGCAGGGCUACUAGAAGGUAGCUUGACGUGGCUCUUGAUUCACCUUCAUUGGUACAACACAAUAGCCACCGUGUGUGUUGAAGAUCGCAAAGCAAUUUGCGACGUAGUCAGGCAGCAGCUUCGCGAUAAUUCUGAGGUAGCUCGGGGUCACGCCAAGCUUCUGGGAGCUGAAGAUCCAUUCUGGCACAUGGUCAGGCUGUUCUACGCUCAGCUGGAUGGCUUGAAGGAAGGCUGGAAUUAUGAACUUACACGGAAUCAGCAAGAAGUCGAAAUUCCAGACGAAGACUUCAUCUGGUUGGCGAUGGUCUCUGACUUGUCUAACUUUGGGCUUGAUGAUCCACAGCACGCUGGCAUCGGGGGAAUUUUAUUGAAAAAUUUAACCAAGCAGGCUGAUGUUGAACCGCUUAUUGCGCUUGUCCAUAAUACUGCAGCACCGUACAGAAAAAUGUUGAGAUUGUUGAAAAAAUAUACUUUUGGUUACCAUAUUAAUGGAGAAAAGAAUUCUGAACGUGUACCAACUCGCUCAAUUGUCCUUUCAUCUUAUCCUGGUGCUUUAUCUUCUCAAGAUGAAUAUUAUGGAUUGUAUCAAGAAGACACUAAAAAUUUAAUGAACAUUGUAAUGACAGCGGCUAAAAUAAUGGCAGCUAAUUGGUUAGCAACAGACGUUAAUUCUUGGUCGCGGACAAUCGCUCGCAGAGACGGAUCAGAAAACACACGUGAACUGCUUCAAUGGGUGAUUCUACGUCCCGCUGAUUCAUCAGUCUGGCUCGUUGAGCAACAUCCUCUAAUGACUCAUGCUAUUGAUUAUUCAAAAAUUUUUCGAGAAAAGGGUUAUCUAUUUUGCGACGGCAAUUCAUUAUUAUUAAAUCAAGAAAAUAUUUACAUUAAUAAAGAGUCAAUUGUUGAAACUAAAAAUAUUCCAGAGCAAGUAAUAAAUAUUAAAGAUAAUGAAAAUAUUAAUUUAAAUGAUAAAAAAAUUGAAUCGAAUUCAGAGGAAUCGCAGGUUGGCCACGAAGAAUAUUUAAAUUUAUUUUUUAAAUCAUUAAACUCAAGCAUUCAUUUUAAAUUUAUUGAAAAAGAAUUACCUUCAAUGAUUGAUACUAUGACAUUCCGCGGUGAUCUUGAAACUACACCUACUGCAAUUGGGGUAAUUGAUUCAAAAGUUAUGGUACUUAAUGAUCAAGGGUUGGUUGAUUUUCAAGCUACCUCAGGGCCUCCUUGGUCUGCUGAUCAAAAAAGUCCCUUUCAAUGGUCUAAUUCAUUUCCUACUAUUUCGCAUAUUGGUCAGCCGGAUAAAUUUCAAUUUUCUAGUAUAAAUCCACAUUGGGCAUGGAAUUGA